This is a messenger RNA of Rotaria sp. Silwood2, 1023 nucleotides long. The record is from the annotation of a GenBank genome assembly. Lineage: Eukaryota; Metazoa; Rotifera; Eurotatoria; Philodinida; Philodinidae.
AUGGAAAUUUUCCGCAAAUUUUUAUUAACUAUUAUUAUCGUAUGUUAUAUUUCAAUAGCGUAUGGUAAACAAAAAACAGUUAAAGAUACUGUUGUCGAUGGAGCUACACAGAUUAAAGACACUGUUGUCGAUGGAGCUACACAGAUCAAAGAUAAUGUUAUUGAUACAGUUUCGGAUGGUGUUAAGACUGGAGCAAAAUUUGCAACUGAUGCUGCUAAAACUGCUGGUGAUUAUGUGGCUGAUGCUGCUACAGCAACAAAAGAAUAUAGUGCUGCUGGUGCUCAAAAGACUCAAGAAGUGUUCAACGAAUAUGUUGUACCUGUUGCUUCUGAUACAUUAAAUACAGUAAAAGAAAAAGUUGUCGAAGCAGCUCACGUUACUGUUGAAAAAGCGCAAGAAGUUGUCAACGAAUAUGUUAUUCCUACAGCACAAGCUGGUAUUGAAAAAACACAAGAAGCGUUCAAUGAAUAUAUUGCACCAACAGCUGCCGCUGGUGCUGAAAUUGUUAAAGAAAAAGUUCUUGAAGCAACUGAUAUUCUUAAGGAAAAAGCUGCUGAAGCAGCUAAAGUUGGUACAGAAUAUGCUGAAAUACUUGGUGAAAAAGCUGCUACAGCUGCUGCGGCUGGUAAUGAAUAUUUAGUACAAGGUGCUGAAGUUGUCAAGGAAAAGGCGACAGAAUACGCUGAAGAAAUUCUCAAACAAAGUCAAACUUUCAAAGAAGCAGCUAAAGAAAAAUUGGACGAUGUUGCUGCUGAAACAGUCAAAAGUGCAAAACAAUUUGCUUCUGAAGCUUUAAAAGCUACUAGUCACUACACAGCUCAAGCCGGCGAAAUGUUGCAAGAAAAAGUUCCAGAAGCCAUUGAAGUUGGAAAGGAAUAUGCAACCAAGGCUGCUGAAAUGGGUCAAGAAUAUGGCAAAGAAGCACUUGAGAAAGUUGAAAAAAAUGUUGAACAAGUGUAUAAAGCCGGUACAGAAAAAGCUGAAGAACUUCUUAAAGACGCUAAGAAGAAACUGGAAUUAUAA